This is a messenger RNA of Cylicostephanus goldi, 629 nucleotides long. NCBI's taxonomy places the organism in Eukaryota, Metazoa, Nematoda, Chromadorea, Rhabditida, Strongylidae. The record is from the annotation of a GenBank genome assembly.
AUGGCUUUACAACUUCACCCAGAUAAAUGUAGAGCUCCACAUGCAACAGAGGCUUUCAAAGGCAAGCAAUUUUGUCCUGUCAGCACGUACGUCGCUUUGGGUAAUGCUUAUGCCGUUUUAUCCAACGAAGAAAAGCGAAAACAAUAUGACUUGUACGGUGCCGAUGGAGGUAAUGGAAGUAACGUUAGUAGUAGCAGCAGAGGACAUAGAGGAGACUUCUUUGAGUACGAUUAUGCACAUGGAUUUGACGCCGAGUUUACCCCUGAGGAGAUCUUCAAUAUGUUCUUUGGCGGUGGCUUUCCGUCAGAAUCAGUGCGAAGAAGAGGUCAUACUUACCAUCAUACUGCCCAUCAUAGCACUCGAAACCAGAACGAGCUACGAACGGGCAGUCCAAGCGAUGGCGUUAUUCAGAGUCCAUAUACUCCGCUUUUACAACUGUUGCCACUUAUUGCCAUACUUGUCCUCGGUCUCAUAGCACAGCUUAUGGUCGGCGAUCCCGCAUAUUCCUUGCAUCAUUCAAGGUGGGUUUUGAAAGAUGUUUGCCUUUCUUGUUACAUGAUGCUAGGACUGCACCAUUAUUGUUGCUUUUUGUCUUGUCCUUUUCAUCAUUUACGAAAUUGUGUCUAAAA